This is a messenger RNA of Aphanomyces invadans, 1584 nucleotides long. RefSeq lists its product as hypothetical. Gene Ontology annotation, molecular function: D-cysteine desulfhydrase activity. The coding region runs from base 1 to 1584 and encodes 527 amino acids. NCBI's taxonomy places the organism in Eukaryota, Oomycota, Saprolegniomycetes, Saprolegniales, Verrucalvaceae. The transcript has a single exon. The record is from RefSeq and is a predicted model, not a curated record.
AUGGCGUUCCUGAGCGUGCUGACUUCAUGGCCUGUGCUCCUGGCAGGAAUCUUGUGUGUUGUUCUCGCUGCAGCGGUGUACGCUUUUCUCGCGUUGCUUCGGUGUCUGUACGAUUCGAUCCCUCCAGUCGAGCCGUCGUCAACUCCCCCCAACGCCGACGCAUGUGCGCUCUUCCGGCACCUUCCAUUCCUUGCCGGCCGGCUUGCAUGGAAGCCGUUGGGCGUAUUCCCGACUCCAGUCCACAAAGCGAGUCUUCUAACCCUUGACCCGACGAUGUCGUUUUACAUCAAAAGGGAAGAUUUGUCGAGUCCCAAGUACGGAGGCAACAAGGUGCGCACACUCGAGCAUAUCCUUGCUUCAUGCGUCGAACACAAGCUGUCCUAUCCGAGUUCAUCGCUCUUUAGCAUCGGGUCUGCCGGGUCCAACAUGAACGUGGCGUCGGUUGUGCAUGGCCAGUCACUUGGCCUGCCAGUCCGCCCGUGCUCCAUCAGCUGCGACGCCCCAGAUUUCGACAACACUCUCAACUUGCUCUCAAUUCUAUCCUUCGACCCCAAGCACAUGCAUGUGUGGACACAACGAUGGGCGUUUGCAAAAGCCAUGUUCCACUCCUUCAUCCGGCCAUCUCAAGAGCUCCACGGCAGUAAGAUCAUGCCUCCUGGCGGGAACAACCUCCUGGGGGUCCUCGGGCAAAUGGGUGGCCUGCUGGAGCUGGCCGAGCAAAUUCAGGCUGGCGACGUUCCGAACGUAGACAUUCUCUACGUCCCUGUGGGCUCGUCCUGUACGCUCACCGGUCUUGUGCUGGGGUUGUGCCUUGCCCGUCAUUUGAACCUGGCUGCGUUUCAAACCAGCUUGUUUCAUAUCGUUGCCGUGCCCGUGCAUCCAGGCAUUGCGAAAUUGCAACGAUUUUUCGGUUUGUACAAGUCAUCUCCACACGUUCCUCUGUUUCCGCGCUUUGGCUUUCGACGAGUCGCUGCGUAUUUGAUGCAACAAGGCCUCGACGUAAACUUGGAGCCCCUCGCCAUCGACUUCCUCAAGCAUCACGUGCAUUUCGUCACAGACCCUGACAUCAUUGGCGAGUAUGGAACACACAGCGUAGCGAGUUUGGCCGCAGCUACCCACAUGGACGUGGGAUGCCAAGUCGAAGGAAGUUGCCCUUUGUGGAGCAAACCGGGGUCGGUCGCGAACGAUUUCAAGCCAUGGCUUUGCGGGCACUUUGCCUCCAAACCGUUCGCAAAACUCAUGCAUGACCUGCAUCUCGAGCGAGCUGAGAUCAACGGCUCUUGUGCGCCAAUCAAACCAAAAGUGCGCUUGCUCUGGCUCACAAAGAGCUACACCCAACCGCGUGGAGAUGCUGACGAAUGGACCAAGUUCUCGACGCUAGCAAAAGACAAGCCCAUUAGGGAAUGGGCCGAGAAAGGGCGCGCGUACUCUCUCUUGCGCCCAGGGCAUAUCAACCUCGCGCAUGGAAGCUCCAAGGAUUACCGGCAUGUGAUGACUUUCGUCGGAGGUGCCGGCGUCAAGCCCCAAAGCCCAAUUAAAUUGCCUGAAAAAUUCCCGGAUAUGCAUCAGGGCGUAUCCGGCUAA